Molecule: messenger RNA, 2082 nt
Organism: Canariomyces notabilis
Lineage: Eukaryota; Fungi; Ascomycota; Sordariomycetes; Sordariales; Chaetomiaceae
Exons: 2
Coding region: 1-2082 (693 amino acids)
Source: RefSeq, a predicted model, not a curated record
AUGGCCGCAAGAUCCCCAUUUCUCCCUCGCCUGUCACUCCCCCGUGGCGACGCGCCCCUGCUGCCCUUGUACAACACGACAAACCCUUCUAUUCGCAAAAAGCCCAGCGAGUACGAUCUAACCGAGCUCUCGCCGCGCUUUGAUGACGGCCACACAGCUCCCGAACCCAUGAACAGCCUUAAACCUGCCCGCUUUGGCCGUCGAAGCCCCUCCCCGCCCGCCAGAUUCAGCGACGAAGCGAGUAAUGCCGGCUCGGCCUCCAAGUCCAGGCCGAACACGCGAGUCCUCUUCGCCGGGCCUCCCCCUCCGAUCGCGACCUCCCGGCUCCUCUACCGUGACGAAGAGGACAGGGACCUACCGACCGUCUCACGCGGCAUUGAUACCUCUUCCUUCGCGCGCAACAUCAGCAGCGUGCUGUUCGAACGCGGUCCGCCACCCUCCCAUUCCCGAGACCGCGACUACGACAUCCCCAGCCAGCCCGAUGCCGUCUGGCUCGACCUCCAACGCCGCGAACGCGCCCUGCAACAGGACCUGCAGCGCCUUCUCGAUGCACAAUCCCUAGGCCUCGCCGCUCACCUCGACGGCGGCGAGGCACCAUCCACCUCCACAGCAACCAGCAGCGGCGACGCUCGCUCCGAGACGAGCGACGCCCCGCCGGCGGGGAGAAGCAGCUCCACACCUACAAGCACCUCCACACCCGAACUGGUGAUACCGGUGCGGCAGCCGCGGCCGCCCAAGCCGCUUGGGCUGCGGGCGGCGCGAGCGGGGCUUGCGCGGACGAUCUCACUGCUCGCGGACCUCAAGGCCGAGGAGGACGCGGCGCUUGAGUCGGCGCUCGCGGCCCGCCGGCAGGCGCUGGACCGGCUGCGCGGGCUGACGGCGCGGCGGGAGGGAAUCGCCGCGCGGCUUUGCGCGCUCGAGGCCGAUGAUGGUGAUGAGCCCCUCGCGCGGGAGCUCCGCGAGUUGGUGAGCGAGCGGGACGCCGUCAGCGGGGACAUUGCCGAGCUCGAAGGGCGCUUGGCGGAAUUGAGGAAUAAGCGGCGCGUGCUGGAUGAGCGGGUUGAAGAGGUUAGGAAUGCUAGGGAGGCUGGGUUGAGUGGAUACCGUGGGGCGAUGAAAGAGGUGGAAGGGAGGAUUGGAGGGUUAUUGAGAAGGCCUGGGGUCAGGCCUUUAGAUGGCGACUUGUUUGGAAUUGGAGGAGGAGGCGGGGAAGGGGAGGAAGGGCAGUCACCUGCACCUGGGGGAGUGGAGUUUCUUCGGCUGAGGCCUGAAAGGAGGACGGCCGAGAUGGCCAGGGAGUGGUGGGAGGCGGAAGUGGACAUACUGCAAAGGAGGAAAGGGGAGGUUGAUCGGGAGAGGGCCGCGCUCGAGGAGGGGGUGGAGGUCUGGAAGGAAGCGGUCAAGUUCGUGUCAGAGUUUGAGGCGGGCUUGAGGAGGGAGUUGAGUGGCUCAUCAGAGGCUAAUUCAUCGCCGAAGCUGAAAAACGACAAGGGCAAGGGCAAGGCGGGGGAUUCGACAUCCCCGUCGCCGUCAAUCUCUCCCGAACAGGUCAUGCGCACGCAACUGGAUAAGAUGGCUGCGGUCAUCGCCAGUUUGGAGGAGCGGCUACGCCUGGCUGAGGAGAAAGGAUGGAACCUGCUGAUCUGCGCUAUUGGCGCCGAGCUCGAAGCGUUUCGGCAGGCAGAGGGUAUGUUACGGGAUGCCUUGCGAGCGACGGGGUUUGACGCGGCCGACGACGUGGACAGCGAAGAUGACAGAGGAGACUCUACCCCCCAUCUCGGCAGGUCGGCGAGUAUGAGGGACUCGGGACCAUUGCUCAACGGUUCUGCCGCCGGCGUCAGUACUGGUACCAUGUCAGGGGAAAGCGGUAGGGGCAAUUUAGUGGAUCUCGGCGGGGAGAAGGAGGACAAGGCGGCGGAGAGCGAUAAUGAGGUGCCGGCUGACUUGCUCAUGGCUGCUGCCGAGGAGCAUGGGCUAGCAAGUCCUGCGCUGAGCAGGGACGACAGCGAGAAUGAAGUGCCCAUCGAGUUCUUGACGGAGCAUCGUCCGGAUGAGGGCUAUCCUGAUACAGGAUUUGGAUAG